CACCGUGGGCGGUUCUGUAGAGCUGGAGGUGGGGCCGCUCCGCUUUGAUGUGCGCUGCGCCGCUCCAGACUGGUGGGGAUGGAGCUGUGUCGGCUGAUCGAACAGAUCGAGAGCGAGGAUCAAGAUAUAGUGCUUGCAGCGCUCCAACUUCAUAACACGGAGAAUUCUCAACGUUUCCUGUUUGAUGUGGAGGAUAGAGAACUAAGACAGAAACUCGGCAAGUUGGUGAUCAAGUUUUUGGAGCGAGAUUUGCAGCCAGCGUGCCAGGUGGCUUGUUUGGGAACUGUGCGCAUUCUAUCCCGGGACAAGAACAACCUGAGGCCAUUCACCACCAGGGAAGCCAUGCAAACCCUGGCCAGACACGCUGGAAUUGAUUAUAGUGAAGAGCGCAUGGAUGGGAUGCCUGAUGUUGAUGUGAUAGUUGAGGCUCUGAAAUGCCUCUGCAAUGUGGUGUUCAACAGUCCUACCGCACAAGCGAUCAGUGCAGAAAGCUGCAUGGUGCUUGGUCUCACUGAGCGACUUAAACUUUACAAUGGGAAGAACCUGACGCAUGAUAUCAAAUUUUUUGAUUGCCGCCUGCUCUUUCUCCUCACGGCUCUGAGGCUGGACGUCCGCAGGCAGCUGGGUCAUGAGCUGCGUGGUGUGAGUCUGCUGACUGAUGCUCUGGAGAGCACACUGAGUGUCAGGUGGUCAGACACAUAUGAGGUGGCCACUGAUGGACCCCCACUGGCCCGUCAGCAAACUGACUGUGCAAUGGAAAUCCUGAAGAUCCUCUUCAACAUCACUUUUGACUUGAACAAAAGAGAAGUGGAUGAGGAAGAUGCUGCUCUCUAUCGCCAUCUUGUGGCCAUUCUGCGACACUGCCUUCUUGUCAAAGCUGAUGGAGAGGACAGAACGGAGGAACUGCACAGUCACACGGUGAACCUGUUGGGGAAUCUGCCACUGAUGUGCUUGGAUGUCCUGCUCACACCCAGAGUUCAGCUGGGCUCGGUUGAAUAUCUAGGAAUGAACAUGGAUGCUGUCAAUUUGCUUUUAGAAUUCUUGGAGAAGAGAUUGGAUCGGGGUCACAAACUGAGGGAAACACUGAUCCCUGCACUCAACUUACUAACAGAGAGUGCCCGGGCACACCGAGAGACCAGGAAAUUCCUCCGCAUGCGGGUCCUCCCUCCACUUCGUGAUGUACAAACACGACCUGAAGUGGGAAACUUACUCCGAAACAAACUUGUUCGUCUGAUGACUCACAUCGACACAGAUCUGAAGCACUGUGCUGCUGAGUUUCUCUUUGUUCUGUGUAAGGAAAGUGUGGCAAGGUUUGUUAAAUACACUGGCUACGGAAAUGCAGCUGGUCUGCUCGCUGCUCGAGGACUGAUGGGAGGUCGGACAGUAGAGGGAAUGUAUUCCGAGGAUGAAGACACGGACACUGAAGAGUAUAAAGAAGCCAAACCCCACAUCAAUCCUGUAACUGGUCGAGUGGAGGAGAGGGCUGUGAAUCCCAUGGAUGAAAUGACAGACGAGCAGAAGGAAUAUGAGGCCAUGAAACUGUUUAACAUGUUUGACAAGCUAUCCAGGGAGCAGAUAAUUCAGCCAAUGGGAGUGACGCCAGACGGGAAACUAGCUCCUUUGGAAGAGAUGAUGCAGCACAUGGUGGAAGUGCAAGAGACAUCAGACUCUGACUCUGAUUCAGACUGAAACAGCUGAGUGAGAGAAUGUCUGUGGAGGUGACUGACUGCUCAAUGAGUUUUGUCACUGUUAGUUUCCAUGCUGGUAGAUAUGUGACUGGUAGCUUAGUGUAGUCUGUUGUCCCAGUAAAGGGUUCUGGGGCGUCAUGGACAGGCCUGAAGUCUUAACAUGUUUUGUUGAGAGUACUGAGGUGCCUCCAAAUAUCUAAAUGCUCAUAACUGUUGAGGUAACUCUUCCAUCAGAGCAAUAAAAUUACACUAUAUGGUGAAUAUUUAUAAUUAUUUUGUGAAAGAAUUUUUGUCAAUGAACAAACAUUGAUAGGUUAUCAAUGUUAAGCAAAGAAUAAAUAUAGCUGGCAUCCUCACCGUUAGCUUCCGAAACUUUUGCCAGUGGUAUAGGUACCAACCCAGCUGGUUGGUCUGGAAUGUGGCCCUCUGAACGGAUGCUGCCCCCCCCCCCCCACCCCACUGUAGGUGUCUUGCCAACCCAGCCAACUGUCCAGCAUAAAACCCCUCACAACUGGACAUUGUACCAACUGGCCAUUAGUCUGGCAUGAGCCACGUUGGCCAUUGGUUCUGUUUGCAACCUUACGUCUAGUCUGACCCCUGAUGCCUUUCCGAAUUCCUAAUGAGACAAGGCCAUCUAUCUCCGCUGCCUUACAUCCUCCCGCGCCCCCCAUCUGUCCCCAUUCUCUCAACCUCCCCACCCUUUAAUAAGGAGAAUAAACUUUCUCCAGGUUCCUGGUCUGUCACAUUUUAUUCUAGCUUUUAAAUUAAUAAUUUAUCAUAAUGUUUAAAGAAUGGGAGGAUACUGAACUCACCAAGAACAAGUAUAGGUGAUGAACUGAAUAGCCAGCAUCUGUGCUGAAUUUUCCAUUAUGUGAUGCGUGUCUGUUGUGAAAUAUUGAUAGAGGAAAUUAACAGGUAAUAAAAUCCCAAUUGAUUUUCAUCAGAUGGCCUGAGAGUCAGCAUGUCAGAAUGCAGCAUAUACCAGAGACUGACUCCUUUUCUAGGAAAAGAUAUCUAGUCUAUUCUUAAUCUUAAUACAUCCCCUAUCUGUGCAACCGGAAUAAUCCAUUAAUAAGGACUGUAUCAAGCCCAAUCAUUACUUGAUUAACCUCUAUAAAAUCUGUGUACACUUGGAGGAAAAAUAUACAAGAACCUUGAGCCUGUCUUUUCAGUUGCAUCCGCAAUCCACUGAAGUAUUGAAUUCCCUUCGAUUGAAGAAAUUUCUCCAUAUCUCAGUCCUAAAUAAUCAGUCCCUUAUCCUGAAACUGUGCCAGCUUGUUCUGGAUAACCUAGCUAGGGGAAACAACCUCUCCAUGUCUCCUCUGUUAGCCCCUAUAGAAUUUUAUAUGUUUCAAUGAGGUCAUUUCUCAAUCUUCUAAACUUUAGAACAUAUAGGUCUAAUUCACUCAUAUUCUCAAGGUCGGACAACCUUUUCAUCCUGGAACCUUUAGUGAACCUUUACUCUCCUGCCUCCAAUGCAAGUAUUCCUUUGUCUAGAUACAGAGACCAAAACUGCAGAACAUUUCAGGUGUGGACUCAGCAAAUCCCAUUCAUUUGUAACAAGACUUUUCUAUCCAUUGCAAGAAAAGGCAUUGUGCUGUUUGCUUUCCUAAUUGCUUGCUGCAUGCCAAUCUAUUGUGUUCCUUAGAUAAGUACACUCCCAUUUCUCUGAACAUCAACAUUUAGAAGUUUCCCACCUUUUGAAAAAAUAUUUCUUCUAUUCUUACGGCCAAAGUGAAUCAUCUCACAACACAUUAUAUUUCAUUUGUGGGUUUGUUGUCCAAUCACUUAACGUGCCUGUAUUUCUUUGCAACCUGUUUAUGUCUUCCUCACAGCUUUGAUUACCACCUAACUUUGUAGCAUCAGCAAAAUCUUCUGACACAUUUCUCUCUGUCUCUUCAUUUGUCAUUGAUACAGAUUGUGAAUUGCUGAGGCCCCAGCAUUGACCCUUGCAGCACACCACAAAUUACAGCCUGCCAACUUGAAAAUUCUCCAUUUAUACUUACUCUUUUAUGCUGCCAUUAACCAGUCCUAUAUUUGGGAUAAUAUACUACAUCCAAUUUUGAGUCCAUUAACCUUUGUGUGGCACUCUAUUGAAUGCCUUUUGGAAAUCCAAGUAUACUAUAUCCACUGGUUUCUGUUUAUCUGCCAUACUAAUUCUGCCCUUUAAAAAUUUCUAAUGAAUUUGUCAAACAGGAUUUCCCUUUUGUAGAACCAUGUUGACUUGUUCUAAUCAUACAAUGCUUUUCUUAGUGCAGUAAGACUUCCUUAAUAAUAGAUUCCAUCACUUUUCUGAUGAUGGAUGUCAAGCUGACUGGCCUGUACUUCCUUGUUUUCUCUCUCUAACCUUUCCUGAGCAGUGGUGAUAGGCUUGCUGACUUCCAGAAUGUAGGGAAUUUUGGAAAAUCAUAGCCAUUAGUGUGAUGUGAUCUAAACUCAUGGCUUUGAAACUGAUAAUUGCAUAUCCUCUAGGUUAGCACAGUAUAGAUCAAUGGGAGUAAGUGAUGUCCUUGUGUUUUGAAGCAAGAUCUGUCCUAUCCAGAUAGAAGAUACAUAGAGGUUCUCCAGUAUCCCAGAACAUGGGUGGCAGUUGGGUAAUUGAGGGAUUGUAAGGUGAGAAAUAGCAAAGGAAGAACAUCUCUGAUAGACAUGGAGUACCUUUUCUUUACAGGACUCUGACUCUAUGACUCAUCUCUGUUCCAGCAGCAUGACAGUAGAAGCCUCUCACUCUAUCGCCCUGAUGCUGUCACUCCAUGCACCUCCACAAGCACCUGCCCAUUUUACACCUUCAGCCCGUCAAGAUGCUCUUCACUCCGCACACCUUCAGACUUGAUAAUUGUUUCAGUUAAAGACUUGGGGUACAUCACUGAAUUUCAAUUACAAGAGUUUUGAGUUUCCUUCUCUCUUUCCGCAUCCACAGAAUUGCAUUCUGACUCAGGCAAUGAUACCUGACAACAAGACAAACAGGAAUAAGGGAACUGUAAUGAACGUGGUUGAUAUGGACUUUUAGAAAUUAUUUUUAAGGUUCCUGUAAGAGAUAGAUGGGAAAGAUAUCAGCACCUGGAAUGAAUAGAAAUGUAGCACAUUGUCAGAUAAUUGGGUCAGAAUAAAGGGGAGAUUCUUGGCUGGGAAGAUAGUGAGAGAUAGUGCCCCAUGAAGAUUGUGGUUGGUUUCCUCUUACACAGUGAUGAUCUAGUCUUGGGAAUCGAGAAAAUAAUGCUCAAAAAUUUAGUGGUGUAGAUUGUACAAGAUUGUAGGCAAGCACAUAGAAAAAGAAUCUGGAAUUAAGGGUUUAAUGAUGAUGAUGAUGAAACAUUGUCGAUUGUCAGAAAAACCCACCUGGGUCACUAAUAUCCUUUGGGAAGGAAAU
Molecule: messenger RNA, 5058 nt
Organism: Rhincodon typus (whale shark)
Lineage: Eukaryota; Metazoa; Chordata; Chondrichthyes; Orectolobiformes; Rhincodontidae
Product: synembryn-A
Exons: 10
Coding region: 79-1689 (536 amino acids)
Biological process (GO): G protein-coupled receptor signaling pathway
Cellular component (GO): plasma membrane; cytoplasm
Molecular function (GO): G-protein alpha-subunit binding; guanyl-nucleotide exchange factor activity
Source: RefSeq, a predicted model, not a curated record